Molecule: messenger RNA, 669 nt
Organism: Tetrahymena thermophila SB210
Lineage: Eukaryota; Ciliophora; Oligohymenophorea; Hymenostomatida; Tetrahymenidae
Exons: 2
Source: RefSeq, a predicted model, not a curated record
AUGUUGGUGGUUUCCUCACUGAAUUUUAUGUUACAGAUGGACCCUUAUCAGAUAUCCCCAAAACCAUGGAUAUGUGCGAUAAGUAUCACUAAAGCUGGCUUGGUUGGACAUAUAAGCCAUUCUGGAAUACCUGCGACACAUCUUCUCCUGAUUCUAAUGGAGGAUUCUAUUACAACAAUGGAACUGUAGUUUAUGAAGCAGUUCACAAUGUAGCUAGAACAUAUGCCACAGCAAUUGCAGGUCAAACUAUCCUCUCCUAUUUCAACACAACAUCUGGCGAUUAUACUUUAUAAUACUCAUUGUGCAUAGAAUGUGGAUAAACUGAAAUUAAUUAUAAUUCUCAACACUACUACCCCAAUGGAUUUAAGAUUGAAAUAUCUGGAAAUGCUAAAUAUACAUCUUAAGAAGGAAAAGUAGUUGUUUCCCCUAAUUCAAACUCCAAAAGCAAUGAAAUAAUUACUGUUAAAAUUACAGCAAACUAAUAAUAAUGAAAUAAGAAAUAUUAAAUUUGAUAAAUUGAAAUAAAACUAAUUUAUUAAAUUUAUCUUAAACAUAAAAUUAAAAAAUAAUAAAAAAUAUAUAUUCUUAUAUUUACACUUAAUUCUUAAAUUUUGUUUUAGAAAAUCUUACCAAUUUAUAAAUUAAAAAAAUACUUAUUAAAUUAAUUGA